GGCCUUUGCAGUGGGGAGUUGUUUGGCGGACUCCGCAAGUUUUUCUAUACUUUACCUGUUAUUUUUGUUUGUCUAAAGAAGGGCAAAUACUCAGCUUUUGGCAUCACUUGCUUCGUUAUUCAUUUGGUUUGUCGACGGACCGUAAAAAUUAUCAGUUUAGGGCGUGGUACCGGGACAAAGUAGGAAGCAAGGUAGAUAGGAAGGACGAUAUCGUUGAGUCGGACUGUCCACGGCUGAGCUUAUGAUGCCGACGUUGCGGGACGGCACCAUGUCCCACCCCGGCGAGAAUUCCCACCAAGUCCGGGUGAAAGCUUACUACAAAGGGGACAUCAUGAUCACACAUUUUGAACCGUCCAUCUCGUACGAGGGCUUGUAUGGGGAGGUGAAGGACAUGUGCUCCAUGGACAACGACCAGCUCUUCACCAUGAAGUGGAUUGAUGAGGAAGGUGACCCCUGCACUGUAUCGUCGCAACUGGAACUGGAGGAAGCUCUGCGUCUCUAUGAACUCAACAAAGACUCGGAGCUCAUUAUCCAUGUGUUCCCCUGUGUACCAGAGAAACCUGGCAUGCCUUGUCCGGGAGAAGACAAGUCGAUAUAUCGCCGUGGAGCUCGACGCUGGAGAAAGCUUUACUAUGCCAGCGGUCACGCCUUUCAGGCCAAACGCUUCAACAGGCGAGCCCACUGCGCCAUCUGUACAGACCGAAUCUGGGGUCUGGGAAGACAAGGCUACAAAUGCAUCAACUGCAAGCUGCUGGUUCACAAGAAGUGCCAUAAACUGGCGACAGUAGAGUGCGGCAGACCGAUGAUCCAUGAUCCAAUGAUGCCCAGCACACAGCCGAGUCAGCUAGACCCACACGAACAGCCAGGCCCUCAGAAUAAAGACUCCAGAGAAAGCUUGACUUACGAUGGAGAAGAAAAGGAGGCACGGAGUAGCAGAGACACAGGGAAAUCGACUUCCAGUCUGGGCCUGGCCGACUUUGACCUGCUGCGGGUGAUCGGCAGAGGUAGCUACGCCAAGGUGCUGCUGGUACAGCUGAAAAAGACGGAGCGCAUCUAUGCCAUGAAGGUCGUCAAGAAGGAGCUGGUCAACGAUGACGAGGACAUCGACUGGGUUCAAACAGAAAAGCACGUCUUCGAGCAGGCCUCUAAUCAUCCCUUCCUGGUCGGCCUUCACUCCUGCUUCCAGACAGAAAGCAGACUCUUCUUUGUUAUUGAAUAUGUGAAUGGUGGAGAUCUCAUGUUCCACAUGCAGAGGCAAAGGAAACUCCCAGAAGAACAUGCCAGAUUCUACUCGGCAGAAAUCAGUCUGGCGCUCAACUACCUCCACGAGCGGGGAAUCAUCUACAGAGACCUGAAACUGGACAAUGUGCUGCUGGAUUCUGAGGGUCACAUUAAGCUUACAGACUACGGCAUGUGCAAGGAGGGCUUGAGACCUGGCGAUACGACGAGCACUUUCUGCGGUACCCCCAAUUACAUCGCCCCCGAAAUACUCAGAGGAGAGGAUUACGGGUUCAGCGUGGACUGGUGGGCACUAGGCGUGCUCAUGUUCGAGAUGAUGGCGGGCCGGUCGCCCUUCGACAUCGUCGGCAGCUCCGACAACCCGGACCAGAACACAGAAGACUACCUCUUCCAAGUAAUAUUGGAAAAACAGAUCCGAAUCCCACGCUCGUUGUCAGUCAAAGCUGCCAGUGUCCUCAAAGGAUUCCUCAACAAGGAUCCCAAGGAGCGCCUGGGCUGCCACCCUCAGACGGGCUUUGCCGACAUCAUGGGCCACCCGUUCUUCCGAAACGUCGACUGGGAGCUCCUGGAACAUAAGCAGGUGGUCCCUCCGUUCAAGCCCAACAUCUCAGGGGAAUACGGACUGGACAACUUUGAUGCCCAGUUCACCAACGAGCCAAUCCAGCUCACGCCUGAUGACGAGGACGUCGUGAAGAAGAUCGACCAGUCUGAGUUUGAAGGCUUCGAGUACAUCAACCCUCUGCUCAUGUCGGCGGAGGAGUGUGUGUGAGGGGGCGUGGCGUCUGUGCACACGCACACCACACACACACACACACACACACACACACACACACCCACACACACACUCAUGCACGUGUUUACGUGGCGUCUCAGUGUCUUCAAGCUGCAUGGUUACGAGACAACCCGAUGACAUCCACCUUCUGUUCGAGGGCCGCACACAUGCACAUGUAGAACGCUUAUUUGCCAAAACGAAUCUCACACUCUGCCAUUUAUAGCCACUUGUCCUUAAGCCUACCUUCUUUCUUAAUUAUUUUUAUAUCAUGUAAAUCUGCACUGAUAUCAGAAAUAUCUCGUCGGGGCCUCUUUGUCGGUGGCCAAAGUGGCUGCUAAGUUCUUCCAGUGUCGCUGUAUGUGUGGGGGGGUGGGGGGGAAGAGGCACGGCCCCCUUCCGACAGAUGAACUGAGCUUCCUCUCCUUCCAGCUGGUGGGGUGUUUUCAAUGCAUAUUUUAUUUGUACAUAUAUGAAAAUACUAAUGAGGAUAAACGUUAGACAGCGACUUUUUAGCUUCAAGCCAGUCGGACAGCACUGACAUCUUAAAGUUUUUGGAAUUAGCUUUGUCACGACGUCCCCCGCCCUUCUCUGUAGAAAAAAUCAUAACACUAGCCUUUAAAAAAAAGAAAGAAAGAAAGGAAAAGAGUAGAAAUGACAAAAUAAAUAAAAACUAUAUAUUUUUCUCAUGUUUUGUUUACCAUUUGUCAAAGUGUUAAAUGUUCCAGCCCUGAGUAAAAAACAAAACAAAAAAACCAUGAAUGCUCAACAUCUGGACUGUAAGGGGCUACUUCAGGUCCCUUCUUUCACAGUGAAGGAACCGAAGCGGCAACGUAACACUAAUAACAAGGAAAUGCUCUCAAACUGUGAAAUGAAGUCGCUCGUUCUGCCAGGAGACGGGCUGGAAAAAUGGCACACGAUACCUGAAAGCUGGAGCACAGGUUUGUAUCUUUCUGUGCGGGGGCAGUUGAUGACGCUCACAUUCAUACAGAACCAAAAACUAAACACAUGAAAUGUCUUGCUGGUAUGUAUUAGAGGGUACAAAAUACGUAAGGAAGAUGUGCUGUCAUAGAAAUUAUAUAUUUAGAUCCCCCCUCUUAUUUUAACACAUCUUUCUAAAAACUUAUGAUCUGUUAUCUGUCUUUUUUUCUUUGGUAUUCAUUCCAUGUUUGUCUUUUUUUUUUUUUUUUUUUUUUUUUGCUGCAAAUCAAAAUAUUAAAAGAAAGAAGAGCUCAAAAGAGCAGUGGACCGCACCGUGAAAAGGUUUUAAAGCUGUAACCCAUAUCCACUGGACUCAGUUUUUACCAUGUUCGGCCCGCAGUUUAUUUUCUGAAUUAGAUAUUUUAUAAAACUGUUAAAAACACAAAGCAUCUCUGUACCCGCAAACUGUAAGCGGGGGUGCACAAACCUCUGGGUCCUCCGGCGGAGCACUCUGAUCUGUUACACUUGUUACUGUUGCUUUGUUGUUUCUUUCUUUUGUGGAUAUGGUUAGUUUUGAUUGUUUUUUGUUUUUGUUGUUCUUUUUUUUAUCACUACAUUGAUUCCAAAAUGUUACUGGGUGAUCCCAAUGGAAACACUUUUUGUUGUACUUGUUGUGUUUUGAGGAUGUUUGCCAUCCACAGGACACUGGUGAACUUUAUUAUUAGCGUUCAGAGAAAAAAAAAGAAAAGAAAAAACAGACACUAAAAUAAACAUUUUAUUUCUCUCCUUGUGGUAA
Messenger RNA from Pelmatolapia mariae (spotted tilapia), 3725 nucleotides. RefSeq names its product protein kinase C, iota (gene prkci). Gene Ontology annotation, molecular function: protein serine/threonine kinase activity; ATP binding; protein binding. The transcript has 18 exons. Gene Ontology annotation, cellular component: cytoplasm; nucleus. The record is from RefSeq and is a predicted model, not a curated record. Gene Ontology annotation, biological process: protein phosphorylation; establishment or maintenance of cell polarity. The coding region runs from base 242 to 2008 and encodes 588 amino acids. Lineage: Eukaryota; Metazoa; Chordata; Actinopteri; Cichliformes; Cichlidae.